Messenger RNA from Trichoderma aggressivum f. europaeum, 1158 nucleotides. RefSeq lists its product as uncharacterized. Lineage: Eukaryota; Fungi; Ascomycota; Sordariomycetes; Hypocreales; Hypocreaceae. The record is from RefSeq and is a predicted model, not a curated record. Bases 1 to 1158 code for a protein of 385 amino acids. The transcript has a single exon.
AUGAAAGCCUCCACGCUCACAUCGCUGUCCCUUUCCCUCCUCUCAACCGCCUCAUCCACGGCAGCUUCUUAUUCCCUCCCUCCCCUUGUCGUCGAUGUAGCCCCCGACCACGUCCGUCCCUACAUCCUGCCUCGCUACAAGGGCCAGGCCAUCAAGCUGACCACCUCUGGUCAAAUCAUCCGCUUCUCCAUCACCACAAACUCCUCCGACGGCGCCUUUGCCGUUGUCCAGCACACCAGCAAAUGGACGGGCUGGACUUCUGCGCGGCCUCACACUCACCGCGAGGCCCACGAGCAUUUCUACUGCUCCAAGGGACGAGUCGAGCUGUGGACCAAGAAGAACGUGACGGGCGCCAUUGACGAGGCUCGCGUGCUCACGCUGGGUGAUUUCGGCACCGCUCCGCCCGGCACGAUUCACACCUUUCAGCACACGGAUCCGGAUAGCCAGCUCACGCACAUUUACAACCCGGCCGGGUUCGAAGAGCUGUACAACGUCUACAGCAUCGGAGACUUUGAUUCUCCCCACGGAUCGCCGUAUCAGCUGAUCGGGGACGACCAGCAGCCCUUUGGCGAUAUCACACCCGAGCUAGAAGCCCAGCUCAACUCGCUCGACUUGUACGUGGCCAAGGCUGACGUCUACGUGCCGCGACGAGACUUUGUCAAUGGCACCGCUGGCAACCCAAGCAUCAACUGGCACAACGGCAACGUCUGGAACAACGGCAACAACUCGCUGUCCACGGAUCCCACGGAUCCGUACUACGUCGCCAAAGACUACGGGCCAAAGUACCUCAACAGCGAAAACGGCUACAAGGUCAUCCAGACACUGCUCACGGCGGAGCAGACGCCCUACAAGAACUUUACCAUUAGCACGCUCACGCUGUCUCCGAGGCUCGAGGGCGACAAGACGAAUGCUGCUCAGCUGCCUCACCACUUUGCCAUCCAGAUGGACGAGGGCCAGCUUGCCCUGACGGUUCAGGGCUACAAGACGGAGUAUCUCCUCCCCGGAGAUGUUGCGUUUAUUCCUUCGGGUACUCGUUUCGAGUAUUACGCGACGGUGCCGUUUACAAAGUUUUUGUUUCUGAAUGGUGGAGCAAAGGGAUUGGAUUAUGAGUUGUUGGCGAAGGCGGUGCCGUGGGAUUUUCCCGCGUAUCCCGAGUGA